This is a messenger RNA of Melopsittacus undulatus (budgerigar), 777 nucleotides long. It is a transcript of the gene LSM1, whose product is annotated as LSM1 homolog, mRNA degradation associated. Gene Ontology annotation, cellular component: P-body; Lsm1-7-Pat1 complex. The transcript has 4 exons. Gene Ontology annotation, biological process: deadenylation-dependent decapping of nuclear-transcribed mRNA. Gene Ontology annotation, molecular function: RNA cap binding. Lineage: Eukaryota; Metazoa; Chordata; Aves; Psittaciformes; Psittaculidae. The record is from RefSeq and is a predicted model, not a curated record. The coding region runs from base 98 to 499 and encodes 133 amino acids.
UCAGCGGGCGCCCUGCGCGCACGGCCGGCGAGUCUUAAAGGGGCAGCGCCGCCCGAGCUCCUCCCGGUGACGAGGUGGUUCCGGGGCGGCGGCGGCCAUGAACUACAUGCCCGGCACGGCCAGCCUCAUCCAGGACAUCGACAAGAAGCACCUGGUCCUGCUGCGGGACGGGCGAACGCUCAUCGGGUACCUGCGCAGCAUCGACCAGUUCGCAAACCUGGUGCUGCACCAGACCGUGGAGCGCAUCCAUGUGGGCAAGAAGUAUGGGGACAUCCCUCGAGGCAUCUUUGUUGUGAGAGGAGAGAACGUUGUUCUGCUGGGGGAGAUAGACCUGGAGAAGGAGAGCGAUACCCUCCUGCAGCAGGUGUCCAUUGAGGAGAUCCUGGAGGAGCAGCGUGUGGAGCAACAGGCGAAGCAGGAGUCGGAGAGGCUGAAGGUGCAGGCACUGAAGGAGAGGGGGCUCUGUGUGCCGCGGGCAGACACCCUGGAUGAGUACUGAGAGCAUCCCUAUGGACCGCGGCGUUCCCAAUGAUCCCACAUUGGGUUUCCAUGGCACAGAGGAGGAAAUGAUGCUUUUGGCUCCUCUCCUUGCAUGGAUGAAGGAGGAUGAGGAGGAUGAAGGGAGGCAGGCGCCUGCCCCAUGCUCUGGGGAGCACAAGGGAGUGUGUUCAGGAGGAAACCCCCUUGGUGCUUUUGGGUUGGUUUUGGUUUCGUUCCCAUGAUUCCAGGGGAGUUUUCCCUUGGCCUGUAAAUAAAUCCUCAAUCUCCACAGCAACA